Messenger RNA from Solea senegalensis (Senegalese sole), 3020 nucleotides. It is a transcript of the gene cmtr2, whose product is annotated as cap methyltransferase 2. Gene Ontology annotation, molecular function: methyltransferase cap1 activity. Bases 138 to 2417 code for a protein of 759 amino acids. Gene Ontology annotation, biological process: 7-methylguanosine mRNA capping. The record is from RefSeq and is a predicted model, not a curated record. The transcript is spliced from 3 exons. Gene Ontology annotation, cellular component: nucleus; cytoplasm. NCBI's taxonomy places the organism in Eukaryota, Metazoa, Chordata, Actinopteri, Pleuronectiformes, Soleidae.
AACUUUGAAAUUUAUACGACAUACACCUUUAAAAAAAAAACUAUCACCCUUCCCGCCCACCUUCCUACGCAUGCGCAUUGUUGUUCCGGGUCACGCGCAGCUUCCGGUUCGCAUCGACAAACAGACCCGUUUGGAGGAUGAGCUCCAACAAUGGGACCAGGAGGAAAGCCAAGCUGCAGCAUUUUACUGACCUGGCACCAUCCGACCCUGAAACACGCACUGAGAUUCAGGGCCUUUUUCGUAAAGUUAGAACCUACGUGAAGCCGCCCACUGGGGAGUGGCACAUCCCUAGUCCCAAUGAUGCUCUCAGACAUGCGGUGGAGGGGCACUGUCAGCUACAGGCCCUGAAAGAGUCCUUGAACACUGUGAAGAACCAGCUCAGUGACAAGAAUGUCCAGGUUUGGCAUCAGCACACCAACUCCACCAAUCGAGCAGGGAAGGUGAUCGCCGCUGUGCGCUCUGCUGCCAACGCGGAGAUCUGCACUCAGGCUUGGUGCAAGUUCUAUGAGAUCUUGGGAACUUUUAACCUUCUCCCAGAGGAGGCUCUUCAAAGUGGAGAGCUGAACACAGUCCACCUGUGUGAAGCACCGGGUGCCUUCAUAACGGCUCUGAACCACUACAUCAAAACCAGUGAGUCCACACAUUACUGUGACUGGAGUUGGGCCGCAAACACUCUCAACCCGUACCACGAGGCUAAUGGGGGGAGCACAACCAUCGCUGAUGAUCGAUUGAUUGCAAACACGUUGCCGUGGUGGUUCUUUGGUUCAGACAACACAGGAAACAUCAUGAUCCAGAAACACUUGCUGGAGCUGCAGGUGUUUGUUUCUAACAUGCGUAGAGUGGAUGUAGUGACGGCGGACGGUAGUUUUGACUGCCAGGAGAAGCCAGAUGAGCAGGAGGCUCUUGUGGCAUCGCUGCAUUACUGCGAGGCCACGGCAGCACUGCUGCUCCUGAGCCCGGGUGGCUCCUUUGUGUUGAAAAUGUUCACGCUGUACGAACACUCUUCCGUCUGCUUACUCUACCUGCUGAGCUGCUGCUUCCACUCCGUCAACGUCUUCAAACCUGCCACCAGUAAGUCUGGGAACUCUGAGGUCUACGUCGUGUGUCUGAACUAUGACGGCAAGGAAGCUGUGAGGCCUCUGCUCUCGAAACUCAUCCGGAACUAUGGUCCACAUCUGGCCGAUCAGGAGGCACUUUUCCCAAAGGCACUGAUCCCAGAGUCGUUCCUGAACCAGCAUUACGAGGUGUGCUCUUACUUUCACACGCUGCAGGUAGAGACGAUCACCGAGAACUUGCAGCUGUUUGAAGGAAUGAGCGCAGAGCUGAAGCAGCGGCUCGACCACGUCAGAGAUUCUGUAGCUCAGGAAUAUCUGCGGCGAUUCCAGGUGAUCUUCCUUCCUCGGAGCCGAUGGAUUUCCCGCAACACGGUGACUCCCGCCUGCUGCGUCGCCUCUGGGGGCCGCUCUCAAGGACCGAAGAAGCAAACAGGCUCCUUUAAUGAGCGAAGGGAGCUGCAGACCCUGACCUGGAGGCAGCGCAUCGAGAGGGGUUACCAUGCCAGCUGGAUACAGAGACACUUCACUGAUGCCGGGGGGACGGGCUGCGUUCUGGAAGGCCCCCUGUCCAAGUGCAACGUGGAUUCAUGGUAUGUUGUGGUUGGCGCGGCGCUUCCCGCGAUCAUAAACUCUCCGUUCUGUGAAGGUGGAUUGUUAAAGCACCUGAACGAAGCCCUGACGGACACAGUGGUGGACUGGACCCGCGUCUCGCCCUGCGACUCUUGUCGUACGGCUUGCGCAGCCUCCGUCCUGUCCAUCUCCAAAGACGACAGCAGUAAGAGCAAAGAUAAAAAACGGUGUCUGGUGUUUGGCAGCCGCUCAGUUUGGGCAGCAUGUGAGAGCCAAACGGAGGAUUUAAUCCUAACAUUUUCUGCAGAGCCCUCAUUUCCUCAAAGAGGCUGUGUCACGCUGCACGACGGGGAGCCUCUCUACCAGCAGCAGCUCGUAUGCUGCACUGUCCUCUCCCUGCAGACGCUGAACCCAGGGGACGCCCUGCUGUUGCCCGUGUUUUCUGCCCUCACCCGUGUCACGGCAGCCGUUGUGCUCUGCCUGCGUUCGUGCUUUCACUCUGUCACGUUCAGGUGUCCGCCCCCAUGCGGCGUCGUAGGGGCCGCGCUUGUGUGCGCGGGCUUCUGCGCCGAAGCCGCCGCUCGGAUACUCCCCGUUCUCACGGGCGUCCGCGACUGCAUGGGCGAGCUGUUGGGCGGAGAUGAGGGUAAAGGUCAGUCGCGAGACGGGGACAGACAAGUGCUGCAGUUUGUUCCCAUGGAGGAGCUUCUCAGUGCAGGGCUGACGGAGUUUCUGUGGACCAUGAACUCUGAGAUCAUCCAACACAAGCUUCAUCUGCUCAUGCAGCCAUAGACGAAGCCCAUGCUCGUGUUCAUGCAUAUCACACGACCAAUCAGGUACACUGAGUUGCACAUGCUGGUGUAAACAGGAAGUUGAUUCUCUCCCCUGGAGGUCACAGAGUAUUAAGUUCACCGGGCAUUCCUGUGCCAAACUUCUCCUCGGAAACUCGGACAACUUCACAGACCGUGACAUAUGAUUCCACCACUGUACAAACACUUGUACUUGUACAGUUAACAGCACUUCUAUCUCUUUUUUUGACUGUUUAUACUAAAAACGCUGCCGGCCAAUUUUCUUUGAAUGGACAACGGAGCGGGCAGUGUCUUUCAAAGUCGUCGUUUGCCAUGUCGCAGGUCACUGAGCUGUGACUCGUACAUGUUCCAGGAGCUGUGCGUCAUAAAGCCCGUUUUAGGGCUGUCAGUCAAUUACUACACAAAUCACCAGCUGUUCUGAUGAUGAGUUUUUAAAUUAAUUAAUUCAAUAAAUCGUGAUUUGUCUCAAAUUUCACCGUCUUAAUGUAAAAUGUCUCCUGGUUUGCUAUAAAUCACAGAAAAGUAAUGCGUUUUUCCCUAAAAAAAAAGAAAGAAAAAGAAGCUUUAAAUCACAUUAGCUUUAAAG